CAUUGCUUAUAUUGUUGGUAGCGAUUUCCCCUCUGAGCCGGAAUACUUGACGCGUGUAGGCAGAAAAACAUGAGACGGACUCUGGCGCCUGCACAGACGGCAGACAUGAGGGAGCGGAGCUGGAUCGCGCUCGUCCUCUGCCUGGGAUGUGCUCCGUUCUCAAUGCCGGGCGCCAGGGAGACGGGCCGACCUACCACUAAUUUGAAAGGGAGCCAGCGAGCACAAAUCAGAGCAGCAGUUGGAAGCUCGGUUACCUUAAGCUGUUCCUUCAUCUACUUUGGACAUAUAAAGGACACAAGACUCGGAAAAUUCUACGCUCAAAAUGGCCGACCAACGAUGAGCAACGAUGAUAUUGUCAAAUGCAGACCACAUGCUUCAAAACGAGUACGUCUGCAUUGCAGUUUUUCCUCAACCAUCACCAACAUCCGCCCAGAGAAUGAAACCGUUUACUACUGUGAAGUGUUCAUAUCAAGGUCCAUAGGCACCACUAAAGUGAAAGGCACUGGGACCACAGUUACACUUUAUUCUGAGGCCAGCUCUAUCAGAAUCCGGCGCCCCUUGCAGUUGGCAUCAGGAAGCGAGUCAGUGCUGACUUGCAAAGCGUCCGGGUUCUACCCUCGGAACGUUUUGGCGCAGUGGUUCCACGGCGACGCACCGGCCCCGCCCGGCAGCGUGAAGGACGUCGUCGCCGCGGCCAGCGACGGCACCUUCUCCCUGCUCAGCAGCUACGCGUUCCGGGCCCGCGCCCACGACCACGGGGUGCGGUGCCGCUGCCUGGUCUCCCACCCGACCUGGGCGAGGGGGCGGAGCGCCAACGUCACGCUGGAUGUCGGCUACGGCCCUGGCUUUGUGAACGUGACCUCUGACCCUGGGCCGGUGACACAGGGCUCGCUGCUCCUGCCUGCGGGUUCACCUCUGAGCUUCUCCUGCUCGGCGGACGGGAACCCCCGGCCAGAGACGCGGUGGCUGGGGGGAAAUGUAACAGCGCGACACGUGGGCGGGACUCUGCAGCUGGCUGCAGUACGGGAGGAAGACGGCGGAACGUAUUGGUGCGUGGCGAAGAACUUGUACGGAGAGAAGAAUGCCAGCAUCACUCUACUGGUGUCUCAGAGCCAGACGUCACCUGGUAGCCUCAGACUGCUGGCACUUUGUGUCCUGGGAGCUGUUUUGAUGAUUUUCGUUUUUUCCCUUGUCUGCCUUCUCACAAAGAGAAUGAACAGGAGUCCAGCACAUGCACAGACACUCUCAGAUUCCCGUUCUGAAGGCGCACUUCCUCCCCUCAGCGAGAGCCAGGGUGCUUCGCCGGACCCCAUCUACUCUGUGCUAGAGCUCAGCAGUAAAAGAGCAAGACAGCGGGAGCCAGUGCCCCACACUGUGGACGAAUCACAGCCGAUCUACGCCGAGGUCAAAUUCCCUCUCGCGCCCAGAAAUCGAAACAUAAUGGAAGCUACUGAAUCUACCAUUUACAGUACGGUAAUAUUUCGGAAUGCCUGAGGCCACCAUGGUGCCAGACGAAAUCGCCAAAACAGUGACCAUAGCGUGAUGGAUACGGCCUAGCUGGACGUACUGGCCAGAUCUCAGAAUGACAGUUUUUGAAAGAGACCGUUUGUGAUUGUACACUUUGGUUAGUGACGUGUCGACAAUUCACGGAUCUGCUAGGGCUGCAUUCAAAUUGUACUGUCAAGUAAAGAGUGAAAGCACUUUUAGUAUGUACUUCCCCUGGAUCUGUGGUCCGAGCAGGGUUGCUAAGGCCUACAGGCCAACCAUAAUAUACUCUUUCCCCCAAUAAAGUUUUAGCACCAAACAAUGGAACCUGAAAACCUGACAAGACUUGUAUUCGUCCAGCAUUUGUCCUCAAUUCAUCGCUCAAUUCACAAUUAAAUGCAAUUGUUCUUUUUUUGCCUUCCGCAGCAUCAUUUGGGCAGUUCACCAACAGACAUCGACAAAAUUAACUCUCCCAAUUGUGUUCGCCAAGCAAAUAACUUAACACUUGGCUUAAAGUUCACGUCUGAACCGAGGGCGUUGAUUGAAUCCAGAUGCCACUGCACACUGCCACAUGACCACAUGUGCGCAAAGAUGACGUUUCAUAGCAGGUUGGAUUUGAAUUCACCCCAUGUGAUGGUCCACAUACACAAGCUGCCUGUACAAGGCCAGACACCCUCUUACCUCUAUUGCAAACCAGCAACCCAGCAGUAGUUGUUUUUGUUUUUGCUUUCAAAAUUGUUUAUGCUGGUUUACAGCCUGUAGAUAUCUUUUCAGUGGUUUAUGGAGCAAAAUAAAGUGCACUUUAUUUA
Anguilla anguilla (European eel) is the source of this 2294-nucleotide messenger RNA. Its product is annotated as hemicentin-2-like. The record is from RefSeq and is a predicted model, not a curated record. The transcript is spliced from 10 exons. Gene Ontology annotation, molecular function: cell adhesion molecule binding. Lineage: Eukaryota; Metazoa; Chordata; Actinopteri; Anguilliformes; Anguillidae. Gene Ontology annotation, biological process: cell-cell adhesion. Bases 70 to 1494 code for a protein of 474 amino acids. Gene Ontology annotation, cellular component: cell-cell junction.